AUGACACUCACUUCUGUUUUUUCUUUGUUUUUGCUAAAAUGCCACAAAUGUCCAGACUCAAGUUUGCUUCUCAAUUGGCCAGAUGCUUUCACACUUCACAGCAAUAAUGUUUCCAAAGCUACAAAUCCAUUCUUGAAUGAACUGUCUGCUUCUAACCCAUUUUUGGAUGAUAUAACUCAGCUAAGAAAUAACCAGAAGAAAAAUAAUAUUUCCAUCUUGAAGGAAGAUCCUUUUCUUUUUUUAAGAGAAAUUGAAACUGGAAAUUCUUUGGAUUCCUCUGGUGAUGAACUUGAUGUGCAUCAAUUGUGUAGGCAGUCUUACUCAAGGAAAUCAGUGAGAUCUAAAAGUGUUUCAGAACUUUUGGACAUAUUAGAUGACACAGCACAUGCCCAUCAGAAUAUACGUAACUCUGACCAGAUCCUGGAACACGACUUAGAAUGGCUUCAAAAUGAUCGAGAGGCUUAUAAAAUGGCUUGGUUAAGUCAACGCCAGCUGGCCCGCUCCUGCCUGGAUUUGAAUAUCAUUAAUCAGAGUCCUGGAUGGGCCCAAACACAAGUUGCGGAGACUGUGGUAGUUUGUAAAUUCAACCACCAAGGAGGGUCAGUACAAUUACCUGAAUCAGAUAUCACUGUUCAUGUGCCCCAAGGUCAUAUAGCUGUGGGUGAAUUCCAAGAGGUAUCGCUAAGGGUUUUUCUCGAUCCUCCACAAAUGCUUAAUCAUGAUCUUUCAUGCACUGUAAGCCCACUGUUGGAAAUCACGUUAGGCAACCUUAACACAAUGGAAGCCAUUUUGCUGGAGAUGAAAAUCGGGGCUGAAGUGAGAAAGGAUCCUUUCAGCCAAGUCAUGACAGAAAUGGUGUGUUUACACAGCCCGAAUAAAGAAGGCCCUUUCACAGUGUUAAACAACUGCUACAUUUAUAAAGACACCAUCCAAGUCAAGCUAAUAGAUUUGAGUCAGGUCAUGUAUCUAGUGGUUGCUGCACAAGCUAAAGCUACUCAGUCGCCAGCUGCCACCAUCUGGGAUUAUAUCCACAAAACCACCUCAAUUGGAAUUUAUGGGCCCAAAUAUAUCCAUCCCAGUUUCACUACUGUUUUCACAGUUUGUGGACACAGCUAUAUGCCGGGAAAGCUUACAAUCUCUGAUAUUAAGAAGGGUGGAAAAAACACCUCUCCGGUUGUGUUUCAGCUCUGGGGGAAGCAUUCAUUCUUACUGGACAAGCCACAAGAUUUAAGUAUUUCUGUUUUUUCAUGUGAUCCUGGUUUUGAAGUAAAGACAGAAGGAGAAAGGAAAGAACUUAAACAAAAUCAGUUGCAAGCCAGUCAAGUAUUUCAUCAACAAUUUUUAUUUUCUUUAGUUGACUCCAGAAAAAUGCACUUGUUUGUUUUCCAGGUUCAGUUGGGGCCUCCCAAUGGUAGACCAGUGACACAGUUUUUUAUCACUACACCUGAUCCAGCCCCAAACCUAAAAAGACACUUAAAUCUGCCAGGUAAUUUGCAGAAAGAGAAGGAAAUCAAGUCUGCUCCUUCAUUACCAGCAGUGUAUGUUAAAUACCCUACAUUUCAAGACAAAAAAUUAAACUUUACCAAAUAUGGAGUGACUCUGAAGACAGUGCUAAGACAAAACAAGAUUGACUACUUACUUGAAUAUAUCAAAGGGGACACAAUAGCUCUUCUUGGAGAAGGUAAGGUAAAAGCCAUUGGGCAGUCCAGAGUGAAAGAAUGGUAUGUGGGAGUCCUGCGAGGUAAGAUUGGACUUAUACACUGCAAAAAUGUCAAGGUGAUUGCAAAAGAGCAAGUAAUAUCAAUGUCAGAUCGUGUCUUCACAACCAGGAACCUUCUUGAACAAAUUGCCCUGCCCUUUAAAAAACUGACUUAUAUCUACUCAGUUAUAUUGACUUUGGUGUCAGAAAAAGUUUAUGAUUGGAAAGUUUUAGCUGAUGUCCUGGGUUACUCACAUCUGGCACUGGAAGGUUUUGAACGAACACAUGCAGACAAAGAAUCAGAAAAAGUUUCUUAUGUUUUAAAGAAGUUAAAGGAAGAUUGCCACAGAGACAAGAAUACCAGAAAGUUUCUUUAUGAGCUUGUUGUGGCCCUGCUGAAGAUGGAUUGCCAAGGGAUAGUAGCGCAUAUCAUCCAAGAGGCUGCGCUCCUGACUUCAGCUGUCAAGCUGGGAAAAGGCUGGAGGGAACUAGCUCAAAAGCUAGUACGAUUCACAAAGCAGCAAGUGGAGGCAUAUGAAAUUCCUCACCGAGGAAAAGCUGGAGCUGUUGCUGUGGAGAUGAUGUGGAAACCUGCUUAUGAUUUUCUCUAUACUUGGGGUGCUCACUAUGGAAAUAGCUACAGAGAUGUGUUACAAGACCUGCAAUCUGCUUUGGACAGAAUGAAAAACCCUGUGACCAAACAAUGGCGAGACUUAACCGGAGCUUUACUACUAGUACAUUCUUUAGAGGUUUUGAGAGCAACUUCAUUCUCCACUUCCGAAGAAGUAUAGAAAUGAAGGACUGCCAAAGGGGAUGUGUGAGUUAUCAGAAAUCUGUUGCCUGCAAACAUGGACACGAGUUUCCACCACCUUCCUCCAGCAUCUUGGGACCAGCUAAUCCUUGACCUUUAUUCAGGAUCCUAAUGUAGAAUAGUUCAUUAAGUCUCAGGGAUUUUUAAUAACAGGGGUUAUUUUUAAAAAUAAAACCUUCCUUUAUCACUGUUGAA
Myotis lucifugus (little brown bat) is the source of this 2705-nucleotide messenger RNA. RefSeq names its product MACC1, MET transcriptional regulator (gene MACC1). The record is from RefSeq and is a predicted model, not a curated record. Gene Ontology annotation, molecular function: protein binding. The coding region runs from base 1 to 2490 and encodes 829 amino acids. The transcript is spliced from 4 exons. Gene Ontology annotation, cellular component: cytoplasm. NCBI's taxonomy places the organism in Eukaryota, Metazoa, Chordata, Mammalia, Chiroptera, Vespertilionidae.